UUAACAAACUUGAUUCCUUUGAAUGUUGUGAGCUCACAGUCAGUGUUCCUGUUUUACCUCUCAGACUGACUUCAGAUCAGAAGAUGAGUGAUGUGGAGGAAGAGGAGGACGGAGCAGAGUCUGUACUAUCCGGCUGUCAGUCUAUGAAGAGUGACCGGUCCAAAGUUCUUCCUCUAGAGUUCAGUAAUGAACCUGGACCCUCAGACACAAAACUGACUUCAGAUCAGAAGAUGAGUGAUGUGGAGGAAGAGGAGGACGGAGCAGAGUCUGUAGUAUCUGGCUGUCAGUCUAUGAAGAGUGACGGGUCGAUGCCACGUUCUCUGAACUUUAGUAAAGAACCUGGACCCUCAGACACAAAAGUUCAGUACAACACACAGAGAGCAGGGUCUGUAGUAUCACGCUGUCUGUCUAUGAAGAGUGACCGGUCCAAAGUUCUUCCUCUAGAGUUCAGUAAUGAACCUGGAUCCUCAGACACAAAAAAGAAGAGGAGUGAUGUUUCUAAGGAGCAGCCUUCCAGAUCCCGAACCAGAACUAGACUGCAGACAGCCGGUCAGACCAGCACUGUUCAAAUGAUUGGUGGUCAGCAUAAAUAUAAGAUCAGUGUGAAGAGGACAUGUAAAUGUGUAACUGAAGGAGCUGAUACAACAAGUGGAACUCCCCUCAACAGGAUCUACAUUGCGCUCUACAUCACAGAGGGAUGGAGUGGAGAAGUUAAUACCCAACAUGAGGUUUGGCAGCUUGAGACAGCUUCCAAGAUGAAGACUUUCCAUGACGCUCCAAUCAAGUGCUGCGACAUCUUUAAAGCCUUACCUGACCAACAGAAACACAUCAGAGUCGUUCUGAUGCUCGGCGUUGCUGGCGUUGGAAAAACCUUCUCAGUGCAGAAGUUCUGUCUGGACUGGGCUGAGGAUUUGGAAAACCAAGAUAUCAGUCUGGUGAUUGCACUUUCGUUCAGGGAGCUGAACUUGAUCAAAGAUGAGCAGUACAGUCUUCUGGAGCUGCUCCGUGUUUUCCAUCCAGCAUUACAGGAGCUCACAGCAGAGCAGCUCGCUGGCUCUAAAGUUCUCUUCAUCUUUGACGGCCUGGAUGAAAGCAGACUUUCACUGGAUUUCAACAACAAUGAGGUUGUUUCUGAUGUCACACAGAAGUCAUCGAUCAACGUGCUGUUGACAAACCUCAUCGAGGGGAAGCUGCUUCCCUCGGCUCUCUUCUGGAUAACUUCCCGACCUGCGGCAGCUGAUCACAUCCCUCCUGCUUGUGUUGACAGGGUAACAGAAGUACGAGGCUUCACUGACGACCAGAAGGAGGAGUACUUCAGGAAGAGAGUCGGUGAUGAAGAGAUGUCCAGCAGAAUCAUCUCCCACAUCAAGACAUCCAGGAGCCUCGACAUCAUGUGUCUGAUCCCAGUCUUCUGCUGGAUCACUGCUACAGUUCUGGACCACAUGUUGACUACAGACCAGAGAGGAGAGCUGCCCAAGACCCUGACUGACAUGUACUCACACUUCCUGCUGGUUCAGACCAAGAGGAAGAAGCAGAAGUAUGAUAAGGGACAUGAGUUGAGUCCACAGGAGCUGACGGAGGCUGACAGGGAAGUUCUUCUGAAGCUGGGGAGGCUGGCGUUUGAACAGCUGAAGAAAGGAAACAUCAUGUUCUACCAAGAAGACCUGGAGUGCUGUGGUCUGGAUGUCACAGAGGCCUCGGUGUACUCAGGAGUUUGUACACAGAUCUUGAAUAGAGAGAGUGUGAUCUUAAAGAAAACAGUCUACUGCUUUGUUCAUCUGAGCGUUCAGGAGUUUCUGGCUGCAAUCUACUUCUACCACUGUUACACCAACAGGAACACAAAGGUACUGGAGGACUUCCUGGGGAAGAUGUCUCUGGAUGUCUACUUGCAGAACGCAAUGGAGAAAUGCCUUAAAAGUAAGAAUGGCCACCUGGACCUGUUUGUCCGCUUCCUUCAUGGCCUCACUCUGGAGUCAAACCGGAGACUCUUAGGAGGCCUGCUGGGUGAGACAGACAACAGUCCAGAAGUCAUUCAGAGAGUCAUCAACAACCUGAAGAAGAUGAACAGUGAUAAAAUCUCUCCUGACAGAAGCAUCAACAUCUUCCACUGUCUGACGGAGAUGAACGAUCACUCAGUCCAUCAGGAGAUCCAAGAGUUCCUGAAGUCAAAGAACAGAUCAAAGAAGAAACUCUCUGAGAUCCACUGCUCAGCUCUGGCCUACAUGCUGCAGAUGUCAGAGGAGGUUCUGGAUGAGUUGGAACUGGGGAAGUACAACACAUCAGCGGAGGGACGACUGAGACUGAUUCCAGCUGUGAGGAACUGCAAAAAGGCUCUACUUUCUGGCUGUGGACUCUCUGAGACUCACUGUGAAGUCGUGGCCUCAGCGCUGACGUCUAACCCCUCCCAUCUGAGAGAGCUGGACCUGAGUAAGAACAAGCUGCAGGACUCAGGAGUGAAGUUUCUGUCAGCUGGAUUAAAGAGUCCAAACUGUCGACUGGAGACUUUGAGAAUGUAUCGCUGCAGUUUGUCAGAGAUCAGCUGUGCUCAUCUGGCCUCAGCUCUGAAGUCCAACCCCUCCCAUCUGAGUGAGCUGGACCUGGGUAACAAUGAGCUGCAGGAUUCAGGAGUGAAGCUGCUGUGUGGUUUUCUGGAGAGUCCACAAUGUAGACUGGAGAUUCUGGAAUUGUAUCACUGCGGUUUGUCAGAGAGCAGCUGUGCUUCUCUGGUCUCAGCUCUGAAGUCCAACCCCUCCCAUCUGAGGAAUCUGGAGCUGGGUCUCAACAAGCUGCAGGAUUCAGGAGUGAAGCUGCUGUGUGUUUUUCUGGAGAAUCCACACUGUAAACUGGAGACUCUGAGAUGGAAUUGGCCGUGGGGAUCUGCGUCAGAGUGAUCAGAAAGUUUGAUGUGUUGAGACACGAUGUGGAGUCCACCAUCAUCCCUGUGGGUUCCUCUGGAUCUGACAGUAUCAUCAGUGUAUCUGGACUGCUCUGCUGCUGCUCGGUCCUUCUACACAGUCUCUGCAGACACACUGAGACUCCUCCACUCCUUCUGCUCCACACUCAACCACCUCCUCCACCCUCCACCUGGACCUGGGUUUCAUCUUCUCUUUAUACAGUUAGAUAUUCUAAACCCAAAGUGCCUCUGCAGAUUAGUUCUGUUUAUAAACAACUGUACAUUAACACAUUUAAAUAGAUAUGUCUGCUUUGCUUUCUGUUGCAGCUCCAUCCUGUGGAACAAUGCAGUAUUGCAGUUAAUUCCCACAUAUUUCUAAAUAAUAUAAGUUCAAAUCGCAUGUAUGAAGUUACUUAAUUACCACCAAUACCAGCCGAUUCUUAUAUUAUAACAGAUAAAUAUUUGCUUGUAACAAACAGAAGAUAAAACCUGAAUUGAAUCAAGACUACUGAAGUUUCUCAACCGACUACAAACAGAUUAUGUCUGGAUAUUGAUAUUUUAUUUUGGAAAUCAUUUUUGAUGUGAAGUGAUUAACAUGCGGACUGUAGUUUCUAUUAUUGAUUGUGUGUGUCUAUAAAAAAUAUUGCAAGUAGGAAAAUAAUCUUUAUUAAUAAAUA
Sander lucioperca (pikeperch) is the source of this 3570-nucleotide messenger RNA. RefSeq names its product protein NLRC3-like. The transcript has 10 exons. The coding region runs from base 84 to 2891 and encodes 935 amino acids. The record is from RefSeq and is a predicted model, not a curated record. NCBI's taxonomy places the organism in Eukaryota, Metazoa, Chordata, Actinopteri, Perciformes, Percidae. Gene Ontology annotation, molecular function: protein binding.